Amaranthus tricolor (Joseph's coat) is the source of this 2939-nucleotide messenger RNA. RefSeq lists its product as uncharacterized. The coding region runs from base 2050 to 2538 and encodes 162 amino acids. The record is from RefSeq and is a predicted model, not a curated record. The transcript is spliced from 2 exons. Lineage: Eukaryota; Viridiplantae; Streptophyta; Magnoliopsida; Caryophyllales; Amaranthaceae.
UUUUUAUCAUUGCUGAUUUUAUCUAAAAAAUACAGUAGCAAAUUUUCUAUCUUAUAUAUGUUUUUAGAUAUUCUUCUGUUGAUGAAGUAUACUAUUGAGUUGUUUAAGUUAAUAAGCUAUUGUACUUGGUCUUAACUAGAAUUGAUUGAAUGGUUUUGUGACUUAUCAUCUACUUAUGCUAUGAUUUAUGUAAUUAUGGCGCGUCUUCAACAAUCGCCUAAGGAUUUUAUUUUUUUUUUUGGGUUUACUAUGAAGCGAAGAAAAACUAGAAGAGUAAUGAUGUUGAUUUUUAUUAGGAUAAUCCUCAUUUUUAGAGGAAGGCUAAGAAUUAGGAUGUCUAAGCAACCUAGUCUGCAUAAUCCUAUCUAUUUAGCACAUUUAGAUGGAAUGAUAGUGGAGAGUGAUAUUGCUUGCAUUGAGCAACUUAGGAUGGAUCGUCGCACAUUUAAUAUCUUAAUUUCAUUGGUUCGUGAAGUUGGAGGGUUAAGGGAUACUAACAACAUGGUAGUCGAAGAAAUCGUUGCUAUAUUUUUGCAUCUUUGAGGAGGAGAAUAGGGAAAUAAAUUAUGAUUUUCAACGGUCAGGAGAAACUAUAAGUAGACAUUUAAAUAAUGUGUUAAAAAUUGUGUUAAAACUUUCGAGUUUGCUCCUCAAGAAACCCCGAGAAUAGCACAUAUGAAAGAUGGAAAUGGUUCAAGGUAAACCUUGUAUUUUUUUUUAAUAGAUAGAAAGAACAUAUCGAUUUUUAACUUUUAUUAAUCACACCCUUUUUUAUAAAUUGUAUAGGUGCAAUUGAUGGGACUUUGAUUGAUGUAAAUGUGCCUGCGAUAGAUAAAUCACGUAAUAGAUCAAGAAAAAAUAUCAUUUUAACAAAUGUUCUAGGAGCUUGUGCACCGAAUAUGCAAUUUAUAUAUGUUUUGGUUGGUUGGGAAGGUUCAGCUGCCGAUGGAAGAGUACUUCGAAGUGCUUUAAAUAGGAAUAAUGGAUUAAAAGUGGCUAGAGGUCAAAAAUCAAUUUCUUAUGUGUAAAGAAUUUUUAAAGUGAGCAACAAUGACCAAUAGUCUAGCUUAACUCAUUGGUUUUUCGCUUUUUCACCUAGAUAAUUAUUAUCUAGGGGAUGCAGGAUAUAAACAUUGUGAUGGAUUCCUUUUACCUUAUAAAAGAAAAUUUUAUCAUGAAUGGAGAAGGGGGUUGGAGCAACCGCGCUCUAGGGAAGAGUUGUUCAAUACGAGGCAUACUUCAGCUAGAAAUGUGAUUGAACGAGCUUUUGGUUUGUUGAAAGUACGGUGGGAAGUUCUUGCCAAAGGAACCAAGUACCCGCUCAGCACUCAAAUAGAUAUAAUAUUGGCUUGUGUAUAUAUUCAUAACCUUAUUCGCCAACAAAUGAGCAUUGAUCCAAUGGAAACUCUUUUAGAUGCAUAUAUGGAAGAGGAAGGAGAGAAUGAUGAAAUUGAUGAUGGAGACUACAUUCAAAAUUGUGAGGCUUCUGAAGAAUGGACUAACUUUAGAAACACAUUAGCUCAAGAAAUUUUUAAUGCAUUCUUAGCCAGGAGACAUCAAUAAUGAUGUACAUUAGUUCCGAAUAAUUUCUUAUUUUACUUGGUUUUGCAAUUUUUAGUCUUUUUAUGAUUAGCUUCUAUGUUGAACUACAGACAUGAGUUGUUGUUUGUUGCAUAGUUUUCAACUACAGAAAUUAUUUUGAGCAUGAAAACCGAUAGCUGCUACUUAUUUUUUAAUUGAUAUAAAAUAGAGUUAUUAUUGUUUGAUAAUUGUUGUUUGUUGUGGAGUUGUCCCUAUCUUUAAAUUGAUUGAUUAGUUAUAAAAUAUACUUGUCUUAUAAAUAUACUUUGGUAUUGUUUGUCACCAUUGUAUAGAAGAUAUAUAUAACUAAUAUGGGUGAAGAGAUUUGUGGUCGAGGAAAAAAAUAAGAGAAUGUGGACUUCAUUAGAAGAGAAUGCUCUUGUUGACAUUAUGUUUGAGAUGCAGAACUCAAAUUGAAAGUGUGAUGCAAGCUAUAGGACGGGUUAUCAGACAUACAUUGAAAAGAAAAUGAAUGAUCGAUUUCCUUAUUGUGGAUUGAAGGGGAAGCCACAUAUUGAAUCCAAAAUUAAGAUUUUUAAGAGACAAAUGGGAUAUAUUCUUGAAACUCAGAAGCAAGUUAGUGGUUUUGGUUGGGAUGAUGCUACAAAAAUGAUAACUGGUGAGAAGGAAGUCUUCAUAGGAUGGGCUAAGCUCUGUGAGAUUUACGCCAAGGAUCGUGCUAGAGAAAGUAUGGUCAAGGGGCCUGGAGACGAUGAAGAAGGUGAUAAGAAUGAGGCUGAGAAGAAUGAUGAUGUUAUUAGCUCAACUAGGACAAUUGGGCAAUCAAGUGGCCGAGGAGAUUGUAAGAGAAGAAAGGAAAUUGAAAAUGAUGAGUUUGAUGGGUUGGCCACUGCUUUGACAACUUUAAUUGAUGUUGAAAAGGAGUCUACUUCAAUCAUGAUGGAUAUGAAGAAAUCAUUUUUACGAGAUGUGGAGAUAGGUGAGAGUAUUGAGUAAUUUGCAAGAAUUGACACCCAUAGAAGUUGUCGAUGCUACCACAAUUAUUAGCUUAGAUGACAAGAAAGUGGAGAUAUUCUACAGUGUACCAGAUGAGUCCAAAGUUAUGUUCGUCAAAUCUUUGCUCAUAUGAUAGUGUUGAUAGAUUUCAAAACUAUUAUGAUGUAGAAUGGGUUAACUUUAGGUUGUAUUUCUGUGUUGGUGAACGUAGGUGUGUUUUAAAAAAGUACGAACUUGGUAGUCACUAGAAGAAUGGACCUUUUAUCGCAAUUUUUAGGUCCAAACACUAGCUAAUUUUCUCUGUUGAAAAGCACUACUAUGGCUACUUAAUUGAAACUUAUUUGUGAUUUUCAAGUAUUUGCAAUGUAAAGAAUGCAUGAAAAAUAUUAUUAUUUGCAAUU